This is a messenger RNA of Dentiscutata heterogama, 330 nucleotides long. The record is from the annotation of a GenBank genome assembly. NCBI's taxonomy places the organism in Eukaryota, Fungi, Glomeromycota, Glomeromycetes, Diversisporales, Gigasporaceae.
AUGAAAGGCGUGGAAAAUUUGGUCCGAGUUAAUGAUGAAGACAACAAAACAAAGACCAAUACAACCUCUACGGUAAAGCCUAUAGUUAACAAGUUUACAAGUUUUGAACUUGAGAAUAGCACUGCAAGUUGGACAAACCAAGUGGAAAAUAAGCAAAAAUAUCAAACAGAAACUCUCAAAACUUCUUUGAUCUCAAGAGAAACACAUAACAACAAUAAAAACUUGGAAAACAACAAGCAUAUAAAAGACACAGAACAUGUGUCGAAUGAUGAAAACAACAAACAGGUACCUGAUAACAAGCAUGUUCUCAAAAGGGAAACAAAACAAUGA